Molecule: messenger RNA, 321 nt
Organism: Knipowitschia caucasica
Lineage: Eukaryota; Metazoa; Chordata; Actinopteri; Gobiiformes; Gobiidae
Source: the annotation of a GenBank genome assembly
AUGGCGCGCUCCUCCCUCUUCCCCUCGCCCUUGGCGCGCUCCCCGUUGCCUCCCUUGUCCUUCUUUGCUUUCCCUGCUUCUCUUGCUUCUUCACGCUCUCUUCUAGCCACCAGCUUCGCUUCCCCUCCAGCCUCUCUCGCGGGUUGCUACCCUCGCGCUGUCCCCCCCACUUCCCUCAAAGUGCUGCUCUCCCACUGCUCUCUCUCCUCUGAUUGCUUUCUCGUCUCGUUGCUUGUGUUUGCUCCCUCUACUGCCUGCGGCCGUUCUCUCGUGCCCCCUCUGCUGUUCUCCCGCCUUCUCGUUGCUACUCCCCCUGCCUAG